AUGAGAAACAACAACACACACAUCUAUCACGUCAUGAGAAACAACAACACACACAUCUAUGACGUCAUGAGGAACAACAACACACACAUCUAUCACGUCAUGAGUCACGACAACACACACAUCUAUCACGUCAUGAGUCACGACAACACACACAUCUAUCACGUCAUGAGUCACGACAACACACACAUCUAUCACGUCAUGAGUCACGACAACACACACAUCUAUCACGUCAUGAGUCACGACAACACACACAUCUAUCAUGUCAUGAGAAACAACAACACACACAUCUCUCACGUCAUGAGGAACAACAACACACACAUCUCUCACGUCAUGAGGAACAACAACACACACAUCUCUCACGUCAUGAGUCACGACAACACACACAUCUAUCACGUCAUGAGUCACGACAACACACACAUCUAUCACGUCAUGAGUCACGACAACACACACAUCUAUCACGUCAUGAGUCACGACAACACACACAUCUCUCACGUCAUGAGGAACAACAACACACACAUCUCUCACGUCAUGAGGAACAACAACACACACAUCUCUCACGUCAUGAGUCACGACAACACACACAUCUAUCACGUCAUGAGUCACGACAACACACACAUCUAUCACGUCAUGAGUCACGACAACACACACAUCUAUCACGUCAUGAGUCACGACAACACACACAUCUAUCAUGUCAUGAGAAACAACAACACACACAUCUAUCACGUCAUGAGUCACGACAACACACACAUCUAUCAUGUCAUGAGAAACAACAACACACACAUCUCUCACGUCAUGAGGAACAACAACACACACAUCUCUCACGUCAUGAGGAACAACAACACACACAUCUCUCACGUCAUGAGUCACGACAACACACACAUCUAUCACGUCAUGAGUCACGACAACACACACAUCUAUCACGUCAUGAGUCACGACAACACACACAUCUAUCACGUCAUGAGUCACGACAACACACACAUCUAUCACGUCAUGAGUCACGACAACACACACAUCUAUCACGUCAUGAGUCACGACAACACACACAUUUAUCAUGUCAUGAGAAACAACAACACACACAUCUAUCACGUCAUGAGGAACAACAACACACACAUCUCUCACGUCAUGAGGAACAACAACACACACAUCUCUCACGUCAUGAGGAACAACAACACACACAUCUCUCACGUCAUGAGUCACGACAACACACACAUCUAUCACGUCAUGAGUCACGACAACACACACAUCUAUCACGUCAUGAGAAACAACAACACACACAUCUCUCACGUCAUGAGUCACGACAACACACACAUCUAUCACGUCAUGAGUCACGACAACACACACAUCUAUCACGUCAUGAGUCACGACAACACACACAUCUAUCACGUCAUGAGUCACGACAACACACACAUCUCUCACGUCAUGAGGAACAACAACACACACAUCUCUCAUGUCAUGAGUCACGACAACACACACAUCUAUCACGUCAUGAAAAACAACAACACACACAUCUCUCACGUCAUGAGGAACAACAACACACACAUCUCUCACGUCAUGAGGAACAACAACACACACAUCUCUCACGUCAUGAGUCACGACAACACACACAUCUAUCACGUCAUGAGUCACGACAACACACACAUCUAUCACGUCAUGAGUCACGACAACACACACAUCUAUCACGUCAUGAGUCACGACAACACACACAUCUCUCACGUCAUGAGGAACAACACACACAUCUCUCAUGUCAUGAGUCACGACAACACACACAUCUAUCACGUCAUGAGUCACGACAACACACACAUCUAUCACGUCAUGAGUCACGACAACACACACAUCUAUCAUGUCAUGAGAAACAACAACACACACAUCUAUCACGUCAUGAGUCACGACAACACACACAUCUAUCAUGUCAUGAGAAACAACAACACACACAUCUCUCACGUCAUGAGGAACAACAACACACACAUCUCCCACGUCAUGAGGAACAACAACACACACAUCUCUCACGUCAUGAGUCACGACAACACACACAUCUAUCACGUCAUGAGUCACGACAACACACACAUCUAUCACGUCAUGAGUCACGACAACACACACAUCUAUCACGUCAUGAGUCACGACAACACACACAUCUAUCACGUCAUGAGUCACGACAACACACACAUUUAUCAUGUCAUGAGAAACAACAACACACACAUCUAUCACGUCAUGAGGAACAACAACACACACAUCUCUCACGUCAUGAGGAACAACAACACACACAUCUCUCACGUCAUGAGGAACAACAACACACACAUCUCUCACGUCAUGAGUCACGACAACACACACAUCUAUCACGUCAUGAGUCACGACAACACACACAUCUAUCACGUCAUGAGAAACAACAACACACACAUCUCUCACGUCAUGAGUCACGACAACACACACAUCUAUCACGUCAUGAGUCACGACAACACACACAUCUAUCACGUCAUGAGUCACGACAACACACACAUCUAUCACGUCAUGAGUCACGACAACACACACAUCUCUCACGUCAUGAGGAACAACAACACACACAUCUCUCAUGUCAUGAGUCACGACAACACACACAUCUAUCACGUCAUGAGUCACGACAACACACACAUCUAUCACGUCAUGAGUCACGACAACACACACAUCUAUCAUGUCAUGAGAAACAACAACACACACAUCUCUCACGUCAUGAGGAACAACAACACACACAUCUCUCACGUCAUGAGGAACAACAACACACACAUCUCUCACGUCAUGAGUCACGACAACACACACAUCUAUCACGUCAUGAGUCACGACAACACACACAUCUAUCACGUCAUGAGUCACGACAACACACACAUCUAUCACGUCAUGAGUCACGACAACACACACAUCUCUCACGUCAUGAGGAACAACACACACAUCUCUCAUGUCAUGAGUCACGACAACACACACAUCUAUCACGUCAUGAGUCACGACAACACACACAUCUAUCACGUCAUGAGUCACGACAACACACACAUCUAUCAUGUCAUGAGAAACAACAACACACACAUCUAUCACGUCAUGAGUCACGACAACACACACAUCUAUCAUGUCAUGAGAAACAACAACACACACAUCUCUCACGUCAUGAGGAACAACAACACACACAUCUCCCACGUCAUGAGGAACAACAACACACACAUCUCUCACGUCAUGAGUCACGACAACACACACAUCUAUCACGUCAUGAGUCACGACAACACACACAUCUAUCACGUCAUGAGUCACGACAACACACACAUCUAUCACGUCAUGAGUCACGACAACACACACAUCUAUCAUGUCAUGAGAAACAACAACACACACAUCUAUGACGUCAUGAGGAACAACAACACACACAUCUAUGACGUCAUGAGUCACAACAACACACACAUCUAUCACGUCAUGAGUCACGACAACACACACAUCUAUCACGUCAUGAGUCACGACAACACACACAUCUAUCACGUCAUGAGUCACGACAACACACACAUCUAUCACGUCAUGAGUCACGACAACACACACAUCUAUCACGUCAUGAGUCACGACAACACACACAUCUAUCACGUCAUGAGUCACGACAACACACACAUCUAUCACGUCAUGAGUCACGACAACACACACAUCUAUCAUGUCAUGAGAAACAACAACACACACAUCUAUCAGUCAUGA
Knipowitschia caucasica is the source of this 3693-nucleotide messenger RNA. Lineage: Eukaryota; Metazoa; Chordata; Actinopteri; Gobiiformes; Gobiidae. The record is from the annotation of a GenBank genome assembly.